Molecule: messenger RNA, 5459 nt
Organism: Lepisosteus oculatus (spotted gar)
Lineage: Eukaryota; Metazoa; Chordata; Actinopteri; Semionotiformes; Lepisosteidae
Source: RefSeq, a predicted model, not a curated record
CGCCGUCCGUCAUCGCGGCCGAGGGCUGGCGGGCCAACAGCAGUCAGGGGCGGUAUCCCACCAGGCUACACCGGAUUGAGCCGGAGGAAAAAUAAAGAAAAAUAACCCGUUUGCUGCUGAUUCAUAACCCUUUGUUGAGCACAGCUAAAAAAAAAAAAAGAAAAAUCCAAAAAAAUUAUAAAAGAAAAGUUCUAAAAAAAAAAGUAGAUUUACUUUUUUCCCCCCACUCUUUAAUGUUGUUUUAUCUGUUCUCGAGAUUCGUGUUAAGUGGUUGUUUUGCCAUCACGAUUACCUCUGAUCUUUGAAGAAUAUUCCUAAAAGUUACACUGCUUGAAAUCACUUUUUGGUUCUCGCCGAAUCCUUUUUCAUCACCUUGAGUGUUGUGAUUGGUGUCUUGUUUCACAAUUAACCGGAAAAUGUGCUUUCGUAAAAUUAGAUCGAGAAUGUCUGUACUGUAAGGUAUUUGUACAUUGUUUCUAAACUGCUCCGGGAAGAUUCAGACCCAGGCUGAGACAGUCGCACAAAUUUUGUCAAAUUUGAGAAUAGUGGGAGUAAUUUCCUCACCUUUUUCUGUUCGGCAAGUUUGUCACACAGUCAUAAAUACUAUUUUUAAUCACAGGGUUUUUUUAAGGAAUAAGUGGUUGCAGAGAAUUCCUAUCACAAAUAAGAAAGCAUUAAGAUCAUUUUCACACUCAAGAUGUAAACGUUAAUCAAUGAAUUUUUACGGGGCAGUCGUAGAGCAGAUUCUCUCUUUAAAAAGUAAUUUAAAAAACGUUUCCUUUGCGGAAAAUAGAAAAAAAAGUUUUUCUUUACAAAAUCUGCUUAAUUUUUCACCUUUCCUUUGUUCUUCAUUAAUUGCAACCUUGCUAUUUUUGCAGAGGGCUCUUUUCGAAGCCUGAAUGUGAUAACCGCCUCUGUACUGCUGAAGACCUGGCACUUAAAAAUAAAACACAAGUCUCCACCAUUUUCCCUUGUCCUGUUGCACGUUUUUCACCUGGGGGUUGGUUAAAGUUUUAAGAACUGAAAGGGAAUUUUGACGGGGAUACUGUGUGGCAUAAUGCUAGUUAUCCAUUUAGAGCCAUACAUAAACUGCUUCAGUACAAAAUUUUAAACGGACUAUUAUACCUCAGAAAAAUUGAAGUGGGAUAAUACAGGGAUGUAUUCACAAUGUAACACACAUAAAGGAUCACUAUUACACUUAUUCUGGUAUUGUCAGCACAUACAGUCAUCCUGGUCCUCCACAGUGGGGAAAGCUCUCAGGUACCUAAGUAUCUCAAUUCCACUUACUCCCAUUGCAUGUUUCCUUGGUGAUUUAUCAAAGGUUAAUGCAGCAAUUCAAUAUAAAAAUACUUUCUAGACUCUGUAUUAUUGCUAAAAAAUCAAUACUGCAAAAAUGAGUGGACAGUACAGGACUGUAUGAAGAAUGGAUGAUAAGACUGUAUCAAGUCAUUUCAUAUAAUUUACAGGGGAAACUUGAGUGUAGGAAUGUUUGGGGCCCAUUAGAGACACUUGGAUGGCACUGGAUGUUAAGAAUAUUAGUAGGAUGUUUUUGAAUGAAUUCUUUGAAGGAAGUUUAUGGAUUAAAUUUGUGUGUGUGAAUGUAAGAAUUGUUUUGUCUGAUAAGAACAAAAAUGAGAAAGUGAGGGGAAAAAAGUCCUCCAAAGUUGGGGUGGAGGUGGGAUUAAGAAAAAAAAAAGAACUGAAAGGGAAUUUGUUAAUCUCUAAAUGAGUCCGUCACAUGCUUUGUAUAUCACAUGUAGCAGGGCAGUCGCUUCGACUGGAACGUUUGGCAGUAGCUAGGCUCUUCGGGAAGCCUGGGAAAGUCUGUUCCUCAGACAUCUUGCUGCUCUGCUGCUGCUGAGGAAGACAAGAGCUCAAUACUCAAGGUCAUGUCACGACAUAAAUUGAUUUGUAUUUUCUUCACUCAUAAUUUAGCAUUGGUGGCUAAUUCCAGCUAAACUUUUGGAAGCUUUUGUUCUUGGCCAUACGUAUAUGGGUUUAUAAAAGUCAGCUGUUGACAGUCGUGCACACACCUUGAAGCACCGAGUGCUGGGUGUGUCCAUCUUUUACGACCAUUCUUGGCCUUCAACAUCAUUACAACUGUAUUGCUAUUUGGCUGAUGGCUUUCAGCCCAAGCAACUUUCAAAAUGAUAUUUUUACCUAGAUUUUGGUACCCAUUUACUGUAUGUUGCUGGGAUCGCUGGCACAAUGUGAUUUCACCCCUUGAUCUCCUCGUUAGGGGUUCAGAGCCCUUAUCACGGAUUUAUGAAAAUUAUAAGUAACUUUUCAAAAGCUUGGCAUGUGCACUUCACAGAACGUGCCAUGUCAGAGAGCAUUUCUAGCUAAAGGAAGAGUCCAAAUUAAAACAGCCUUAGCCUUUGAUUUUGCAAAGUAAGGGAAUAUGCAUUUUAUACAGGGUGAAUCAGACGUCUUGACCAGCAGUGGAAAUUAAAUACCAUCUUUUAAUUAUUAUUCAUUUGGUUGCCAUUAACAUCCAUACACUUUAAUACUUGCCAAAAUGUUGUUGUUGUUGUUUUUAUUUCAAUGUUGCGUAAGACGCAAAACCCUGAGUGUGUGGAUUCUGAGUGUUUUCCUUCAUUACUGAGCUAUAAACCACAGAUUUCACGUGUUCCCAUAGGAAAAAGUGUGGUGGUCUAGUGAACUGUGGGGUCAACGCACUCUUUCAUUUCACAAACUGAGGCCCAUACAAAUGAAUGACGCCACCCUCUCUUCAAAAAUGUGUUUAAAAAUUGUAUUAAAAAGCCAAGUAUCUAUUUUUGGCAUAGUUUAGGAAAUUCGAAUCCGAUACUUGCUAUAAAAUUCGGUUUAUUUUUCUGUCCGCCGAGCUUGUCAAUCAACACUCAGGUAUGCAGUCACAGGUGGGGUCAGUGAUCGUCUGAGGGAGGAGUUUCACUUGGGAGCGCUCGAAACUUUUGUACAGUAACACACGUUCCGCGUAACCAAAACCGGGAGUUAAGAGUAAAAGCUUUUCUUCUCCAUUUAGCCUGGAGGAAUGGCAACAGAAUUUAGUCAAGCUUCAGUUUUGGAUUUUCUCUGUCGCCGGGGAGGAAAGGUAAAAAACGCGGAUCUGCUUAGACACUUCCAUGCAUUUCUCCGGGAUCCCGAAAAGCAGGCGCAGAACAGGGAUCUGUUUAAGAGGUUUGUGAACUCCGUGGCCGUGGUGAAGAACGAAGGCGGAGUGUCGUCCGUUGCCUUGAAAAGAAAAUACAGAGACCUGGUUCCAGACUUCAGCUCCGCGGUUUCGUCUUCAGGAGAAACGGAAGACUCUGGGUUGGGAGAGACUUUUACAAACAGGCGGGACCUGAACAGAAAACCCGAGAAAGGUCAGAGUUUUAAACCAUCCGAUAGCAGAGCGAAACGGAAUGCCAGCGAAAAGCCUGGCGUUUUAGACGCGCUAAACGAGGAUUCAACCCUGUGCUCAGCAGCCUUUCUUAGCAAUAAUGUUGCGGUUGCUAAUCCCAGAGUCUCAGGAGAAUCUCCCGUUCUGUAUACUACAGAAAAAACACCGUCCUCGAAAACCGACGUAAUUAAAAGCCGCUGCAUUUCUCAGUCGUCUCCGGUUAGCAUCAAACCACCGUUGGCAGAUUACAGUAAGAAGAGCUUCAGGGCUGCAGAGGUGAGCGUACCCAAGGCAGAGCGCCCAGCAGCCCCUAUCCGCUCAAAGCAACCCGCAUUUGACGGGGGCACAAAUGAAAAUAUUUGCUGCGCUAAAACCCGCCAGUCAGAAGCAGCCGAGAGUAAGCACAGCCAGGAGUCCAAAGACUGUGAGAGGAAGUUCUUCAGCCACCCAGCUCACCCGUGCAAUCGGAACAAGGCCCUUGGAAAUGCGGAUUUUACUGAGAAUAAUCCACAAAGACACUGCAAUGAAAGGGUGGGUCACAGAGCUUUAGACUCUGCCCGUUCUUUAUGGUCCUCGCAUUCCAGACUCUCAGCAAAUCCCCGAAUUUCAGGUUCUUCCCCUUGUGUAUCAGCCUUCCCUGCAGCUGAAAAUGGCCUGAUUGCCACCCAAGCGACAGCACACAGCACAUCCCAUCUGUCUAGCCCAGGAGACCUUCAGGCCCCCAGCAGCAUCUGUUGCGAGCCCUCUGCGAACAGUGGGGAGGAGGAGCAGAUCAGUUUGCGUCCUCUGCACUAUGCUUUGCCCCCGGAAGCCCCCAUAAGACCCUCUGCUAAAACAUCAGCGUUGUGCAGCCAGAGUGGGCUGUCGGCCAGUCACGGGAAUCUUCUUCAGCCCACCUACGCCUGCGCGGAGGAUGCAGAGAGCCCUCAAAGGUUGCCGGGAGAUGAGUGGGGGAGUAUCGAUGGUCUCAAUUCAAAGGGCCUUGCUCGUACCAGGCAGAGCAAAGUCUUGGAUAUGCUCCAGCGCGCAGAGAGAAAAGUUGACGACUGGCACGGCUUGAUGGGCAACUUUCCAAGCCAGGACACAUGGGCACCCCCUCUUGGAGGAGAAUCUGGGCCUCUGGUGCCCCUGCGGGCAGGCAACAGGAAAGAGAAGGACAGACUCAGGAGCAGAAAGUGCCGCAGCAUGGGCGCCGAUUUAGACUGGUCUUUCUCCGGUGAGGAAACCUCAGGUAAGCACAGCAGGCUUCUCCUGCUGUCCUCCUCCCUGGGCCUCGGUCCAGCUCUCGCUCCGAGAGCGCGCGCGCAGAGCUACAGAGAGAUCUCCCAGGGGGACGCCUCCCGAGCCAGACCGGUGGCGGCGCAGGAGGGCGCGUACCGAUACCGGAGCACGCCGGUGCCCCUGGACUCCAGAGAACACGACUGGCUGGUGAAGGCGGCCGCCGGUACCUGGACUGAGAUAUACAGCUUAUUCAGGGAGCAGCCCAGCCUGCUCGGCAAGAAGGACUUCGUUUCCGGGUACACGGUGCUGCAUUGGAUAGCCAAGCACGGGGACCACCAGGUGCUCAAUACCCUGUGGUACGGUGUGAGUAAGGCAGGGCUGGAGCUAGAUGUGAACGUGAAGUCCAGCUGUGGUUACACCCCCUUGCACAUUGCUGCCAUUCAUGGUCACAAGAAGCUGAUCCGCGUCCUUGUGCACAAGUUCAAAGCCAACCCCAGUCUGAGAGACACCGGCGGCAAGAGGCCCUGGCAUUACCUAGCUCGCACCGGACCUGCAGAUCUCCUCCAGCUGCUUGGAGCUCCACAGAACCAGUACCUGCCCAGUACAGCCCGGCAGUUCGUCCCCGACAGACCAGCUUUACCAAUGGCAGCGGUGAAGAGACACAGCUCGUUUGCGGUGUUUCACAAGAAAUUCUCCAAGCUACAGGCAGCUCCGACUAUUUCUGAGUCAGCCGUCUAAAAUUGGUCCACAUUCUGUAUUUUGGUUGUAGGAUCUUCCAUAAGCACGGCCGCCGUGCAAUCCUGGGGCCUUGGGUUCAGUUUCUGUGUGGAGUUUGCAUGUUCUUCUCAUUUUCAUACAGGUUUCCUUCAGGUGCUCC